This is a messenger RNA of Solanum pennellii, 816 nucleotides long. Its product is annotated as abscisic acid and environmental stress-inducible protein TAS14-like. The coding region runs from base 74 to 481 and encodes 135 amino acids. The record is from RefSeq and is a predicted model, not a curated record. The transcript is spliced from 2 exons. Gene Ontology annotation, biological process: response to water. NCBI's taxonomy places the organism in Eukaryota, Viridiplantae, Streptophyta, Magnoliopsida, Solanales, Solanaceae.
ACCUCCAUACUUGAAUGUUAUCUGCAGUAGCCAAAAACAAAGUUAAAAAUUAAACAGUGAAUUUUGAUCAAAGAUGGCACAAUACGGCAAUCAAGACCAAAUGCGCAAGACUGAUGUCCAAGAAACAGGAGUCUAUCGAGGUACCGGUACUGGUGGUAUGAUGGGGGGCACGGGUACUGGCGCUAUGGGGGGCACUGGUGGAGAAUAUGGAACUCAAGGCAUGGGUACUGGUGGAACUCAAGGCAUGGGUACUGGUACUCAUCACCAUGAGGGGCAACAGCAGCUUCGUCGAUCCGACAGCUCUAGCUCGUCGGAGGAUGAUGGAGAAGGUGGGAGGAGAAAGAAGGGUUUGAAGGAGAAGAUAAUGGAGAAGAUGCCUGGACAACAUGAAAGUGAGUAUGGACAAACAACAGGUGAAGGAGCUGGAGAGAAGAAAGGAAUGAUGGACAAAAUCAAGGACAACAUCCCUGGGAUGCAUUGAACACCUUUGUUUUCAUGUCCAUCUUAUCUUAUGAAUAAGUAGGGUAGUGCUUGAUUCUAUUUCAUGCACUAAUUAGUAGUAAUCGUUAUGCCAAUAAUUAUCUAAUUACGUACACUCUAUGUGUUUAAAGUCGUGUAAGGGCAGUGUGCUCACGCCUAUAUACAUAUGUGUGUAUAUUGGCGGCCAUGCCCUUCCCCUUCCGUAUUUUUAAAACAAGAAUAUUGCUUCCAUGCUUGGAAGGCAAUGAUCAUGUUGAUGUGUGUUAUGGUGUCCCGUGUUUAAUGAUGUUUUGGAAAUAAAUAAUAUAACUUGUGCUAUUUUUCUUUUGAGCUCAA